AUGAAUGAAUGUUUCGUUUUGGUACUUGUUUACCCAUCUCAGUCUCAACAAUCAGGUGCGACAGUCACGUGCCGUGUAUGUGAAGAGCAAAUUGAACUCAACGGUCGCGACAACCAACAUGUUGUCAAGUGCAGUGCGUGUCACGAAGCUACACCAAUUCGUCCGGCUCCAGCUGGCAAGAAAUAUGUGCGUUGCCCAUGCAACUGUCUCCUAAUUUGCAAAGUAGCAUCCACUCGUAUUGCAUGUCCACGCGGAAAUUGCCGCCGUGUAAUUACUCUUGGACAUCGCGAACCUCAAGGAAGCGCUAUUCGUGCACCAGCUAGCAGUUGUCGUGUCCAAUGUGUUCACUGUUCCGAAAUAUUCGACACCUUGAGCAAUUAUCUGGCGCACUGCCCACAUUGCAAGAAGAACUCAACUGUCGGUGGUUUCGCUCGACGCCGUGCUCUCAUAUACCUUGUCACGGCAGUCACUGCCCUUCUGUUCAGCGUACUGUUAACUAUAAUGACAACGUCUACUGCCUCUCAACAUCCAAUUAUGUACGGUGCGUGGGCGCUUGCGUAUCUGGUUGUUCUCUACCUUUCCUAUAAUUUUAUCAAAUUCUGGAUGGUAAAGUUGAGCACCGUGCUUGGGCCAAUCUGA
Molecule: messenger RNA, 639 nt
Organism: Cooperia oncophora
Lineage: Eukaryota; Metazoa; Nematoda; Chromadorea; Rhabditida; Trichostrongylidae
Source: the annotation of a GenBank genome assembly